Messenger RNA from Aedes aegypti (yellow fever mosquito), 1368 nucleotides. RefSeq lists its product as uncharacterized. Gene Ontology annotation, biological process: positive regulation of Notch signaling pathway. The record is from RefSeq and is a predicted model, not a curated record. Gene Ontology annotation, cellular component: nucleus. Lineage: Eukaryota; Metazoa; Arthropoda; Insecta; Diptera; Culicidae. The coding region runs from base 135 to 1352 and encodes 405 amino acids. The transcript is spliced from 2 exons.
UGUUUAUGUUGUUGAUGUUCGCAUGACGGUGCGGUGCUCUGUUUAUUUUGGGUUGUCGUUCGUUUAGUCGCGAAAAUCAGUUACAGCUACAUACAGCAGAGAACAGUUACAGUUCUGGUUUGGUCCGGAAAACUAUGGAGCUGUGGAACAGAAGAGACCUGGUCCCUCCGGUGCUGAAUACGUUCCCAUGCAGAACAAAAAACAAGAAAGAAGAAAUUCGUUCGUUCAUCCGUGCCAUCACCGAAGCGCUGAGCUAUUUCAAAUCGCAAGCCUCCUUCGAACAAGCGGCCGCCUACGUGAGUCGAUUCUGCGUCCGAUGGGGCAAUCGUUUCUACAACAUGCACGGUUUCCGCCUGCUGAAACGACUCAACCAAUCCCUACUGCGCUACCGGACGAUGGACCUGGUACGGGUGCUGACCAAUUUGAAUAGUUUGCUACCAGAUGAGAAUUACCUGGAGAAAGUGGUUCAACUACCGACACGUGCCAAUCUGGAUUAUCUGCUGGUGCGCUUGCAAGGAACGGCCAAACUAUUCUGUCGAAUUAUAGUCCUAUCCAAGGAUGCCGCCCGAUACUUCGUCCGAUUUAUGUCCACCGGCUAUUUCUUCAACGUUUGUUCACUGUUCCUGUGUCUCCUAGCGGAGGUUUGGUACAAGUCGAGAGAAAUUUGUCAGAGAAUAGUUCUGAUCUACAACCAACUACAUUCGUUCCGAUCGCUUCUAGAGAAUACGGCUGAAGAAUGGCCCAGUGGAAUUGAGUGCCUCUAUCCGGAGGACUUGGGCGCUUGGUUGGGCGAUGAGUUCCGGCAAGAAGUCGCCUCACGUGAUGAGUGCGGAAAGGAACUCCCCAUCAACACGGACGCUAACCUAUUUCUGUUGCUUUCAACUGAGAACCCUGACUUGUCCACUGCCAAGAAAGUGGACGCCCGAAUUGCUGAAAAGCUGGCGAAACCUACGAUCGAGGCGGAUUUAUCAUCCUCCAUACCGAAGGCUCUACUCAUACAAAAACUUAAAACAGACGAAGGAGAAUCCAUCGAAAGAGUAGCUCCGGCAACGUCCAAUAAGCCCGCCAAAAAGCCGCAAUUCGACAUGCGUAGCAUCCGAUCCAAAUUCGACGUGAGAAAGUUCCUAGACGAGGAGAAGGCCCAGCGACGACAAGAUCGAUCCCAGGCCCUCACCCGUGAUGUGGCGGAUAAUGUGUUCAAUGCGUUUGCCUCCGGUAUGGCAAGGGAUUUGAACCGAAUGGGAACGGGCGAUUUGCUGCAGGUAUUCAAGCAGGAACUAACGGAGCUCGUUAAGAAUCGUUUGAGCAAGGGGAAUUCGGGAAAGUCGAAGAAAAAUAAACGUUUUUCGUAAGUUCAACAUCAUGUGA